Molecule: messenger RNA, 1402 nt
Organism: Magallana angulata
Lineage: Eukaryota; Metazoa; Mollusca; Bivalvia; Ostreida; Ostreidae
Product: medium-chain acyl-CoA ligase ACSF2, mitochondrial-like
Exons: 2
Coding region: 50-1261 (403 amino acids)
Source: RefSeq, a predicted model, not a curated record
CUCUAAGACUGUUUCGUCUCAUAAAGAUCUCUUGUCGUCGAUUGAAGAAAUGUCGGAUAGCUACUUAUAUUGUGAUACUGUUUUGGAUAUCCCAUACACUACUUUCCCGAAUUUACUGAAACAAAAGGCACAGAAAUCUCCAGAUGAGGUAGUGUGUAUUUUCAUUGACGAUGAUAGAGCAAGGUCUAUACUUACUUUCGGGGACUUAUAUAAAAAAGCAACGAAGUUUGCAAAAACCCUGGUCCAGAUGGGGGUUAAAAGAGGUGACAUCAUUGGGCUCAAUGGUAGAAAUGUUCCAGAAUGGUUAAUUGCUGAUUUAGGAGUGCAGAUGGCGGGCGGUUGCUCGCUGUGUUUGCCAUACCAACAAAAAGAAGAAACCAUGGUAGAAUUGUUCGAUGCAAUCGGGAAUAUAAAGCUACUUAUCAUUGAUCCUGGAAACAGCGGGCAGAGAUGUCAACUUAUCAAAAACAUACUUCACAAGAAUUUAACCUCUGCAAAAAAUGAUCCCGCAGAAGUUUAUGAAUUACUACAAAUUGUAUUGUUUAGCCAACAUGAGGCUUUCCCAUCACUAAAAAAUGUUCAAGAUUUGUGCUCCCGUGAGUAUAAGGCAGUUCUUCCCAGAAUUGAUCCAGAGGAUAUAUCAAUUAUUCAACUGUCCUCGGGUACAACAGGUCUGCCAAAAGCAAUUCCGCAUUCACAUCAUGCCAUGGUUGUGCUAGCAUACCACUCUUUCAAAAUAUACCCAACAAAUAACAAAAAAGAGAUGCUAUAUAACACCACGCCUUUCUUUUGGAGUGCGGGAUAUCCAUAUUGGGAAAUCAGUACUGGUGGAACUCGAGUGACCAUGACAAAUGCAUUUCAUUCAAUUUCAACGGCGGAUGCAGCUUUGAUUUCUUGCGAGAUUAUAGCAAGAGAAAAACCUACUCAAGCCUUUUUUGUUCCAUCCAUGCUCGAUUUCAUAAUUAAAAAGAAAUUGCCAUUGAAAGUACCAAGAAUUCUUACGGGUGGCACAAUUGUGUCUUCAUCAGUAUUGGAGAGUAUUGGUAAAGUGUGUGAUGAAUAUCAGGUCGAUUAUGCUUCAACAGAAUUGGGUUACAUUGCAUCUGGAUUGUUCAAAGCAGAAGAUAAAUACAAGGAAAAGCACGGAACCCUUAGCUGUCGACCAGUUCCUGGAGUAGAGAUCAAAAUUACUGAUGAGGACGGAUUUCUCCAACCGGUGGGUCAGCGAGGCAAAAUAUGGAGGGACGGUGCCAAGAGGUGAUUCAAGUUUUCGGCCGAAAAAUAUAUCCUGUUGAGAUUGAGAAUGCUAUAAAAGCAAAGAGCAAUGUAAUAGAAGCCAUUGUAAUGCCGAUAAAGGAUAUGGAAACUGAAGACCUGGUUCCAACUGCUGCCAUAAUAUAUC